AUCUAUUUCUUUCAUGCAGGAGUUGGGAGUUUCACCCAGAAAAGAGCGCAAAAAACAAGGCCAACCGAACGAUUGCUUCUCCUGAAGCGAGAUCCCUUUCUCCCCCAAAGCCGCGGGAUAUGACUCUAAGCACCACAAGCUCAACUCCUAAGGAGGCACAAGACAUCAAUGGGAGGAUAUGAGCAUAACGAGAAUGGGCCACACAAAAAGUCACGCGAGGGUUCCAGCUUGCCAGCCAUCGUUUCCGCGGAGACUCCGACUCCCCGAGGGCCAAUUGACCAGUCAGCACGUCUCCUCGGCACGGUGGAGCACGAAACCGAACAAGCACAAGGCCAGAGAAGAACAAAUCGGGGCCCUGUCGGGAUGGUGGAGUAAAAUAAGCCAUGAAAUGUCGCGCCAC
Trichoderma harzianum CBS 226.95 is the source of this 400-nucleotide messenger RNA. RefSeq lists its product as hypothetical. The transcript has a single exon. Lineage: Eukaryota; Fungi; Ascomycota; Sordariomycetes; Hypocreales; Hypocreaceae. The coding region runs from base 169 to 375 and encodes 68 amino acids. The record is from RefSeq and is a predicted model, not a curated record.